This is a messenger RNA of Verticillium alfalfae VaMs.102, 4416 nucleotides long. RefSeq lists its product as hypothetical. NCBI's taxonomy places the organism in Eukaryota, Fungi, Ascomycota, Sordariomycetes, Glomerellales, Plectosphaerellaceae. Gene Ontology annotation, biological process: nuclear pore organization. Gene Ontology annotation, cellular component: nuclear pore inner ring; nuclear pore. Gene Ontology annotation, molecular function: structural constituent of nuclear pore. The coding region runs from base 1 to 4416 and encodes 1471 amino acids. The transcript is spliced from 5 exons. The record is from RefSeq and is a predicted model, not a curated record.
AUGGCCGAGAUCACUACCCUGGUCGCGCUGCAGUCUUUCCAUCGCGACCUCGUCGCAAUACGCGAAGGACGUCCGGAAAACACAGAGUCCUGGGACAAUUCACUUGUGCAGGAACUUUUCAAGCGCGAGCUGUCUAGAUUGUGGCAGCGGCCGGCGAGAGACGAGAAGAGUCGCUCUCAGGUCAAGUCAGGCAAGGUCUUCAUUGAUGAGGAAGAAUACUCCGUCAACGAAGAAUUCCAGCAGAUUGCUCUUAAUUUGGCAGACGAAGCCGAAGUUAACGAGAUCGAAGCCGCUCGAUAUGUUCUCGAAGCCGAAGAAGACACCGCAACUCUAGGACGGCCACUGCUCGAAUGCGCCAUCAUCAGGUUCCACCAACAGCGGAAAUAUAUUCUGGACAGUUUGCGGUUGAUGUUUGAGGUAGAUGAUCUGGACGACGAUGAGGCAGACCCCGAGGUGGUCAACGUGAUCCAGGCAUAUUUGGCGGAUAACGUUCUCAAGGAUGUCAACCGGAAGAAACUCUUGCCUAGGUGCAUGUCCGCCAUGCAAGAUGUACGCUCUUGGCUCGCAAGGAUCGCGGACAAGAUGACUGCGGCAGCAGUCUUGAUGAACGGUCAGAACAGGGAAAAGCCCGAGGGACUGGAAACGCUCGAGUUCUCCCGGGCGAGUCUUGUCCAGCAGCAUGAACUUCUGGCUGUUGUCCUAUGCUGUGCCGUGGAAAAGAAGGAGGCGGAGACGGCUGACUUCCGUGGCUUCCUUGACCAGCUCAGAAAGGCGGACAAAUAUGACGUCCUCACGGUGCAUUUAUUUCCUGCCCUCGGUGCUUAUAUCACAACUUUUGGCUCAACGGAAGGUAUCGGGGACCUCACAGUCGCGCGGGAACUUCAUAAUGUUAUCUGCCGCCCCAAUGACGACAGUUCCUGGCCUCUGGUAAACUUGCAAGCAGCUGUCAAGGCUUGGUGGGUUGCCGAGUACAGCGGAUGGUACCUGGAUGACGGACUCCUCGGUGGAUUGCAAGGCGUCGACCUUGAUGCAGAUGUCAACAGUGCAGAGCAGCAGGACCCGUCCAGAGCGGCGUUGCUCAAGUGGCUAGCCCGCAAGACACCAUCGCUGGUAUUCGACACUGUGCCAUUCUCCAGCUUCUUCAAGGCUUGCCUCACCGCUCAGUUAGAGGUGUUCGUUGAUGCUUUCAUUUCCAAUCUCCCUGACGUUCUGCGAAAGCUUCGCAGUGAAGAGGACGAACAGCGACAGCUCAGUCAAGCACACGAACAAGACACAGAUCUCGAGCGCUUCUUGCUUAUAAUUGCCAUGUCAUACGAGGACCGAUCGGACGCAGCUACCAGCUUCUGGCUCGACCCUGACAGCAACUUGGCGGGCUUUAUGCACUGGGCGUCGCGACGAGCUUCCACACCUUUGGUUACAGCCUUCUGCAACAUGCUGCAGGCAGUUUCCGGGAAUGACACCUGUGCUACUGCUGCCCACGACUUUUUGUUGGAUGAGGGACAUCACGCAUCUGGAAAAAUGAGAAGAUCACAGUCUUUGACGUGGCAUCAAAUCUUCAGGGAACUCACAUUCUUCGCCAACAAGACUCGAGAUACGCCACCAACAUCUCAGACCACACUCUAUCGAUCUGGUAGGCCGCCCACAGUGCAAGCUGAAGCAGAACCAGAGUCGGAAAUGAUGCUACAGGCCUACCUAGGCUUGAUCACCAAGCUUACAUCGGAGAGUGAAACGGCCAGACAAUUUUUACUUAAGGAGCCCAACUACAAUCUGGUUGAGGUCUGCUAUCAGCUCGCCAGCAGUCCUAUUCUUCCCCACAUCCGAGCCAGCGUCUUCACUGCUUUGCGUGGUCUCCUAACGCACAAGUCUCAAGAGGAAGGUCACAUCAUGUGGACUUGUCUCGAGAGCUGGAUGGGCGGCGGUUAUGUUGUUUUCCCUCCUGGACAUCACCGACCUCCUCUUAACCCUCCCGAGGACGUUCAGCAAAAGAUCGGUGAUGAAUUGGUCUCUACGCCGGAGGAAGGCAUCGCUUUCAUACAAUUUUUGACUUCAUUGGUGACGCCUUCAGAAGAAAGCAGUUCCCUGAACGACUCACUACCUUUUCCCGAGACGCUGGGCUCAGCAUUCCGCAUGCCCGGGAUCGAGAUAUACGUGGACCUGGUUCUCGCGACCUUGUCUUCACCCAAGAUUAUUGAUGCCAACGACAUCUAUCAGGCGCGACUGUUGAGGCUCAGCUGCCUCGAAUUCGCAUUCGUUUGCUUGGCAACAUUCAAUGAGGACCUCAUCAUAUUGGCCAACCAGACGAACAUACAGCUCGAUGCGGCAAUUGCCACUACCGAUCUUGCGACUUAUGUUCGACUCCAUCCUUUUGCACGCGUAAUGGAGUGGAUGUUUAACGACAGCACUGUCAACGCUCUUUUCAAGAUCAUUCACCAAGAUGCGACUGAAGUUGGGAAUGCUUCUCCAGAUGCACCCAUCAUCACAAGCAUUUUGCGCUCCGUUGAGGUUAUCUCGAAAGUCCUCGACCUCCAGUCGACCUAUGUCGAACUUGUGCGACCAGUCAUCAAGUCUAAAUCGAGCCAUCGAAGGCAGAAUGUGUCCAAUGCAGCGUUCGCGUCCUUUGAGGAUGGGUUGGCUAGCCAUCUUAAUCUUGUCGUAGACCUCGGCAGCUACUGCGGUAUCGGCCACCCUGAUGUUACACUGGCUUGUCUGAAGCUGCUUGAGAGAAUGUCCAGCGCCCCCAAAAUCACAUCGGCGUGGACACUUACAUCCGGACGGCAAACACAGCGAAACAGAGCCAUCAUUGCGAUGGAGGCCAACGGCGAUGAUGAGGCGAUUUCACGCUCACUGGCUUCCGAGCUAACGACAUCGUUUGAUCUGGGCAGGGAGGCUGAGUCACCAAACUAUGUGACCAAGGUUUACAUCCUCGACUUCCUUUACAGUUGUCUGGCUGCGAUGCCGAACCAACCUACCAUCGCUCACCUGUUGCUUGGCUUCCAAUGCGGCGUCGAAACCUUGACCGUCGAUGCGAAUGGCACCUUUUCGGAGCGGACUUCACUCUUCCACGCCGUUUUGAGACUGUUGCUGGAGACCCCCUCUGGGGACAACCAGGGCAUGCGAUCCUGGCUCAUCACGCUGAAGUUCAAAUGCAUGCGGAUUUUGCGCAUCCUCUGGAACUCCUCCUUGUCAGCAUCCUUCGUCAUCGAUGAACUGCGAGAGAAUGACGUCUUGUUCCACUUGCUUCUGCGGGAUGUUGUCAUACAACCCGCCCUGGCUUGGGAAGGCGAAGACAUUAACCAGCCUCAUUUCCCGCUGACUAAUGGUGCUACUACCCUCGUCGAUUUCCUAGCCCUACGCAGCAUGACCCUGGAGUAUAUCGCCAUGGAGCUUUGUAGUAUUUCACAAAGUCGACUUCCGUCUGCGAAACGUCGCAUUUUCGAAGCCUUGAAUGGGAGACUUCAGGGUGACGAAAACGAAAUCAUCACAAUCCCAACGGUGUAUGACUUGUACGACUUCCUGCUGCCUGAUGGCAUGUGGGACAACUUGGAGCCCGCCGUGCAAUUUUAUAAAGGCCUGGAUCUGAGCACAUGCUUUGAACAGGAUGCGGAUGACAACUCUGUUGCCAACAUCGAGCGCGUCAAGGACAUUUUGCAGCUCAAGCGAAGUGAGAGACGCGGCGAGGGCGUUCUGCUCACAGCUCAGGACUUUACCGUCAUUGAACAGGAGGAAGCUUCAAUAGUUGAGCAUCUUGUGUCAUCCCAUCGAGAGAACCUCAUCGCUUCCGGGAGGCUUCGACCAGUCGACAAAGAAAACCAGAACAUCGGCAGCCUGGUCAGCGACAAGCUCUCCAACUGUUCCAAAUUCGCUCAGGCCAUUGGCAAAUGGGCCGGCACCUCCGAUAUCCGAGCCAUCUACUAUAGUAUCUGCUAUCGAUACCUGACCGGAAUGGUGGAUGAAGGCAUGCUCGUGGCCGAGCGACCAAAGACGAUGCGCACAAUCCAAAUGUAUGGCGAGAGGCUAAUCAGCAUCAUCUGUGACGACGCGUAUGGCAGCGAGCCGGACAGCCAGACAGCUGCCAUGAUCCUUCUGAAUGCGCUGGUCAACUUCAGCCGCGCAGAAGAUAGCCCUCACGUCAUCGAGACACUCAAUAGGCUCAACUUUAUCGGUAUCGUCAUUGAUUCGCUUCGCAAUGUCCACGAGGAAUGGUCCCAUAUCAUCAAGACCGAGGACAAGGCGCAGGAAACUUAUCUGUCGUCCAAGUUGGCCCUGCUCCUGCAGUUGGCACAGACCCGGAUGGGUGCGAAAUAUGUCUUGCACGCGAACCUGCUCAGAGCGCUCGAAUUGUCUGGCCUCUUUGCUGCGGACCCUGAGCUGCAGAGCGACAGAGCCAAAGCCCCGCGCACUGGAGAAGCACUAUGA